Messenger RNA from Mycotypha africana, 1263 nucleotides. RefSeq lists its product as uncharacterized. Gene Ontology annotation, cellular component: cell tip; microtubule cytoskeleton. The transcript has 7 exons. The record is from RefSeq and is a predicted model, not a curated record. Bases 1 to 1263 code for a protein of 420 amino acids. Lineage: Eukaryota; Fungi; Mucoromycota; Mucoromycetes; Mucorales; Mycotyphaceae. Gene Ontology annotation, molecular function: protein binding. Gene Ontology annotation, biological process: establishment or maintenance of actin cytoskeleton polarity; signal transduction.
AUGCAGGCUUUUAUAGUUGAAGAAAGUGCAGAAAGCAUAGAGGAAGAUAUCACGGAUGAAGACGCAAUAGCAGAUGAAGACAAUGACGAUGAUAUCUGUUCAAGUUAUACUUCAACAUCAAGCAUUCCAGAUGAAGAUAUAAAUUUUGACCUAGUUUAUGCACGCCAUACUUUUGUUGCGUCUAUAGAUGGCCAAGCAUCAGUCGUUAAAGGCGAUACAAUGGUGUUAAUUGAUGACACAAAUUCAUAUUGGUGGUUAAUCAGAGCAUUGAAGACGUCUGAGGUUGGCUACAUUCCAGCUGAACUUGUAGAGACACCACACGAGCGAUUGGCUAGACUUAAUAAGCAUAGAAAUGUUGAGUCAUCUUUCACCAAUUUUGAUGUAACGGCCACCACAUCAAAAAGCAGAAUUGCUAAAAAGCGUGUUCGACUAUCACGAACCCUUGCUUGUCAAAAACAAAUACUAUUUUACAGCAACUACGACGAUGACAUCGAAAUAGACAAAGAUAUCGAUUCUUAUACAGCAACUUAUGAGGAAUACACUGAAGAAAUACCUCUCAGCACUUAUCUUGCAUCUGAAAACGACGAGAACUUUACAUUGAAUACUACUACAGACGGAGAGUCAAUCAAUCAAGAUGAUAUGACAGAUAAACAUUAUCACGUUCUACGUAUAUUUGCUGGUGAUUCUAUUCAAACGGGAACUUCUUACAAUACAGUAACAAUUACGCCGGAAAUGAAUGCGGAUGAAUUAUUGAAGCUUACAUUGCAGAAAUUUCAUAUAUCGCUCAUGGAUGAUUCAGUUACAAGCAGCGGUAUCGAGUUCUAUUUGACUGUAAAAUCCAUGGACAGUGACGAAAUUACGUUAAUGCCUCAAGAUAAGCCGCUGUCAAUUUUUGAAUCCCUCAGUGACCAUUUGACGGAACCUAUGCCCUCUUUAAAAAUCCUAAAACCCAGAAAACGCGCACAAGCGCGUUUUGGUGAUGAUUCAUUAAUUCGUUUCUCGUUACAUAAGCGCAUCAAAAGAGUUAUUGAUGAGGUUGAUUGUGACAAUAUUGAACAUAUGUAUAUCAAAUUAUUCGAACAUAAAGAUAAAAAGGAACGGUUCGAAAAACUGGUUCCCGUGAGCAUAACAACUACAAUCAACGAAUUGAUAGGCACGGCUUUAGAAAAGUUCCAUAUUGCAACAACAAUCCCAAUGUAUUAUUAUAUGACAUUGUCAAUAAGUGACGAAGGUAACUUCCCUGCCCACUGCCUUUGCGAAUAA